AGUGUGUCUCCCCGGGGGGGUUAAUUGCUGUUGGAGACAACCCACAAUGCGCUGCGUAUUGAUGCAUCAGAUGGAGCUCCGCAGUAACAACACUUUCCACACACUCUUGUGAUUGAACCCUGGAGAAAAGCAAGCGGCUGUUAUAAAGUCCUUUAGAGAUAAAAAGGAAUUAAACUUGAGUCGCUUAAGUGUGCGGAACGACUGAGAAUACCGGGUUUAAACGCUCCGCAUAGGACCGAGUUUAUUGUGUUUAUAUGCAGACACACGCUCUACCUCUUAAACAAGCAGACUGUGGAGCGGUCUAGGUAACCUACGGCAGCAGGGUCUUCAGUUCUGAUGUGUUUAUACUGGACGUGCGUAAAUGAAGAACACCGCUGCAAGGAUUCACUGCAUGCUUUUGUGCUUUGCGUUUGUCAGAGAUAAAGAAGAGAAAAAGUCACCGAACGAGGAAAAACGUGGAUGAAAAUGGUGCUGAGGGAGCUUCAUGACAGUCAGAUAAAAUCUCCUUAUCUGUAUGGAUGCUACAGCUGAAAGUUUAUCUGACAGACAAUGCUCUGACCAGGAGAAUAAGAUGCAAGCGUUUAACUCUGGAAACCUGUAAAAACGCUUUGCUGAUCAUGGCAUUUUACUGGAUGGAGGCUCUCCAAGAGUUAUGAGCAGACCGGAUGACUACAGUUUUUCUGCAUCUGGUUUUGAUAUUGAUCAUUUAACUUUAAUGUUCUGACUUUCAAAUUUCAUCAAAGACACGAGGAACAGCCACGUUUCAGUGCAAAAAUCAAUUCAGGAGACUUCAUAUAUUGAAUAGAUAAGAGAGAGACAACAAGCAAACUAGCUUAUCUGUAGUCAUCAUCUUCCUACAUGCAGCUGCCUGCUUAGCUUUAUUGAAAUAGGGAACCAUUAAAGCCAUCAGAGCAUUUGUUAGAAGACCUGGUCUGAAGCUGCUGUUGCCAGCUGGCUGCUGGUUGGAGAUGGCAUAAGUGCACUGGAAAGAGAGAAAAGAAGAGCCUGUCUGACAGGAGCUGAAUACAAAUCAAGAUUUGCCUCUCCUGCUGCUGCACCACCACCGAGACAAAUCAGUACUGGAGAAACGAAAUGGACAAAUUAGUCAGCUUCAGUUACAGGAGCAUUAUUAUGGUGAACUGAAAUUAUGCUAUAAGAUAUUUUCUAAAGGUGAAUAUGAAUUCACACUGCAAUACACAGGAUGGGAAAUGAAGGAAAAUAUUGUCUUAGUUACUGAUAGGUGAAUGAAAGACAACCUUUUGCAUCUACCACAGCCAACGAUGCCACACCAGAGUACAGCCUUCCUUAGUGCCAUGUCUGGACUGAUCAAUGUACAAUUCUGUAUUAUAGUGAUGAGGCUAGUCUAAACCUUAUAGAAACUAGCAGAGCUGAGAUGGAGGUGGAUAAUAGUUCACUGGACUACUUCACCAGCAACGUCUCUGAUAUUCCUGACACCACCACAGCUCCACCCUGGAGCAAGGCCACCCUACUCGGCCUGCAGGUCUCUCUGUCUGCAUUGUUAGCUGUCGUCACGCUGGCAACUGUGCUUUCAAACGCCUUUGUCAUCGCCACCAUCUUUCUGACCAGAAAGCUCCACACACCUGCCAACUUCCUAAUUGGCUCCCUGGCUGUCACAGACCUGCUAGUGUCUAUUUUAGUCAUGCCGAUUAGCAUAGUCUACACCGUUAGUAAGACCUGGUCACUCGGGCAGAUUGUUUGUGACAUCUGGUUGUCAUCUGAUAUCACCUUCUGUACGGCCUCCAUCCUGCACCUGUGCGUGAUUGCAUUGGAUCGUUACUGGGCCAUCACAGAUGCUCUAGAGUACUCAAAACGCCGAACCAUGCGUCGGGCAGGGAUCAUGGUCGGGGUGGUGUGGGUGAUCUCCAUAUCGAUUUCCAUGCCUCCACUUUUCUGGCGGCAGGCCAAAGCCCACGAAGAGCUAACAGAGUGUGUGGUAAAUACAGAUCAGAUCUCUUACACCCUAUACUCUACCUUCGGUGCCUUCUACAUUCCCACAAUGCUUCUCAUCAUACUCUACGGACGUAUCUAUGUUGCUGCCCGCUCCCGCAUCUUUAAGACGCCAUCAUCCUCUGGGAAGCGUUUCACCACAGCACAGCUUAUCCAGACCUCUGCAGGCUCCUCUCUCUGUUCUCUUAAUUCUUCCUCCAACCAGGAAGCACACCUACACUCUGGCAAAGCAGGAGGUGGAGAAGGAGGAGGGGGAGGAUCGCCUCUGUUCACAAACAGUGUGAAAGUGAAGCUGGCAGACAGUGUGCUGGAGAGGAAACGUCUGUGUGCAGCGCGGGAGAGGAAAGCAACCAAGACGCUGGGCAUCAUCCUGGGCGCGUUCAUCAUCUGUUGGCUCCCAUUCUUUGUGGGCACGCUCGUCAUGGCCAUAUGUAAAGAGUGCUGGUUCCAUCUUGUGCUUUUUGAUAUAUUUACCUGGCUGGGAUACCUGAACUCCCUCAUCAAUCCUGUAAUCUACACUGUAUUCAACGAUGAGUUCAAACAGGCUUUCCAAAAAGUCAUCAAAUUUAGACGGUGCUCCUGAAAAACCUUAUAGUGAAUUAGAACUGAUUGUUUUGGAAAACAGGGAGUGAAAGACAUGCAAAAAUAUAUCAAAAUGAUACAUCAUAAUGAUAAAUGAAUUACUGUACUCAUAAUGUUCCAGCUUGUAAACAUAUGAUGAAGGUGAUGUUUUUCUUUGUGUGUGAGUGUGUGUGUGUGUGUGUGUGUGUGUGUGUGUGUUUCUUUACCUCAAAUAACCCUGUGCCAUAGCUAUUUAGAUACCUACCUUAUAGGUAUCAUAUAGAUUCAUGCAUGCAUGCUAAAAAAAUCUUAAGAAUCCAAAUUAUGGAAGUCAUUGUAAAAAGAUAACAAAAAGGGAUUUAAAGUCUAUUUCAAACCACAGGGACGUUGCUGAUAUUUCCUGAACAAAAGCAGCUGUAAAACGAAUGAGAACUGGUGUGACUGUGUGGAAAAACCAAACUCAGAGUGACUGGAUUCGAUCUACCAGAAAUGAAAAGCCAUGAAAUAUAUGUUGUCAUAAUCUCUGUGUCAUACUGUAUGCUGCUGCGCCCAUAAAAUGUCCGUGCGGUACAGUAAAUUAAAUUACUUAGAAAUACUACAAAGAUGCAGAGAUUCAGUAAAAUUGUUUUCAUAUAUGUAUUAUCACUUGCAAAUGGUUUGUGUGUUGGUGGGCUGUACUGUAUGAAUGUGUGUGAGAGGCAGUAACUUUACUGUAAUAACACAUAGUGUUUGUGGGAGGGAGAACUGUCAAGCGAUUGACAUUUCUGCUGUACAUACUAUUCUCCAGUGAGGCUUUACAGAGACUGAUAUGGAAACAGCAUUUCCCCUCUGCUUCUCUGUAUUACAGUAAAUAACACCCACUGCCCUAGCAGCAAAUAAACCCUUCUAAAAAUUAAAUGUUAUCACUGAGCAGAGAGUACAAUGAAAGAACAAAUGGUCAUUGCACUGAGAUAAUUAUUAACUUUGAGAACUUUAUUUAUUCAUUCGUUUUAUUAAU
Messenger RNA from Monopterus albus (swamp eel), 3526 nucleotides. It is a transcript of the gene htr1d, whose product is annotated as 5-hydroxytryptamine (serotonin) receptor 1D, G protein-coupled. Gene Ontology annotation, molecular function: G protein-coupled serotonin receptor activity. Bases 1394 to 2551 code for a protein of 385 amino acids. Gene Ontology annotation, cellular component: plasma membrane. The transcript has 2 exons. The record is from RefSeq and is a predicted model, not a curated record. Lineage: Eukaryota; Metazoa; Chordata; Actinopteri; Synbranchiformes; Synbranchidae. Gene Ontology annotation, biological process: adenylate cyclase-activating adrenergic receptor signaling pathway; chemical synaptic transmission; regulation of behavior.